GUUGGAAUAGAUGAGGAAUCACCGGAAUGAGUCGCAGAAAUCAAAAGAGAAGUAAGUUUGUCACUCAUGUUCUUAUCAAAAUCACUCUCUCGCUGUUUCUCCCAAAGCUCCCUAACCGAUCAAAUUCUGGCCGCAAUCAUUCAGAACCGGCCAUUAGACACCACCCUCCUCCUCGCUUCACCUACUCGACCCAUUUGGACUACAGAAACGGUCUCUGAGGUCCUGCGCUCCAUACCCAGAUUCCUCUUCCGGUCACCCAGAUCCAUCGGCCGCCAGAAUGGCUUUCGGCAUCGCUCCCCUUUGAGACAGAGAAGUCUCAGAGAAGAAUCCGACCAGGCGCGCCAUGGGAAGCUCAUUCUUGGCCCUGCUGCUUAUAGAGACCCUGAAAAAGUGCAGCUUGGUCUGGAAAAAGCACACGAAUUUUUCGAUUGGGUCGAAACCCAUGCCGGAUUCACCCACAACGAGCUUACUUGCAGAGAGAUGGCUAUCGUUCUUGCCAAGGGAAGCGGUGUCCUGAAACAGAUUAUCCAAUUCCUGAAGAGAAUGUCAAAGAGAGGGCUUGUCACCACACCCACCAUAACCUGUUUGAUAAAAGUCCUAGGAGAAGAAGGGUUGGUAAAUGAAGCACUUUUCACCUUUUACCGUAUGAAACAGUUCCACUGCAGACCAGAUGUCCACGCGUACAACACUCUCAUAUAUGCUCUCUGCAGAGUUGGUAACUUCAAGAAAGCCAAGAUUUUACUUGACCAAAUGGAGCUGCCAGGGUUUAACUGCCCGCCUGACAAAUUCACAUACACAGUCCUCAUAAGCUCUUACUGCAGGCAUGCAAUGAUAACUGGAUGCAUAAAAGCCAUCCGGAAGAGAAUGUGGGAAGCAAACCACUUUUUUCGUCUCAUGCUGUUCAAGGGUUUCCUCCCAGAUGUAGUGACGUACAACAGUUUGAUCAACGGCUGCUGUAAAACAUUCCGGAUUGAAAGGGCUUUGGAGCUGUUUAAUGACAUGGAGAAGAGGGGUUGUAAACCGAACCGAGUCACCUAUAAUUCUUUCAUUAGAUAUUACAGCGCUGUGAAUGACAUUGAAAAGGGUAUCGAAAUGAUGAGAAGAAUGGAGGCUGGAGGUAAUGGUGUGUUGACCAAUAGUUGUUACACGCCUUUAAUCCAUGCUCUGUGUGAAGGCGGAAGGGCGAUGGAGGCGUGGGGAUUGGUGGUUGAGUUGGUCGAAGGGGGGUCAAUCCCAAGGGAGUAUACUUAUUGUCUGGUUCGCAAGGGAUUAGAAUCGGAAGGGAGAAUAGAUGUUUUGGAUGGUGAAGUAUGUACUAGGAUUGAAGAAGGUAUAAAGAGCAGAGUCUGUCAAGCAGAGAGACAUAAGCCUCUGUUUAGCCGCAAACACGCAACACCAUUGUAAUAUUUGUUCUAUUUCUGAAACCUUCCGAAGUGCAUAGUUUUGGGUAUAAUUUUUAUCUAUGAUGAGAAGGAAAAUGCAAACAAAUGAAACAAACAGUUCUUUUUCUCUUCUUCUCCACUUCACCAGCUACCUCUACAAAGACUUGUAGCUCCAUUGAUAGCUGCCAUGACUUUAAUGCUUGUACAAUGUAAAUAGUGAGAAUGUGAGAUAAUAUAAUAUACCAGAGUUAACUUAAAUUAAUCCAAAAAGUCAUUUAAUUUUCAC
This is a messenger RNA of Cuscuta epithymum, 1668 nucleotides long. Lineage: Eukaryota; Viridiplantae; Streptophyta; Magnoliopsida; Solanales; Convolvulaceae. The record is from the annotation of a GenBank genome assembly.